GCAGGCGCCGCAGCCCACCUCCGGGGCGGAGGUGGUGCGGCUUGGCAGCGGUCUGCGCAAAUCCGUCCGCAGACGCCUGCAUGGUGGCAAUGAGACAGAAGCAGAACGAUGGGAAGUUUUUUCAGACCACGAAGAGGGGCGAAAUUCAGGAGCUGAAGGAGGAGCUGCAUGCCAACGACAAGCAAAAGCAGAAGGACGCGGUGAAGAAGGUCAUUGCCAACAUGACGGUUGGCAAGGAUGUGUCUGCUCUUUUCGCAGAUGUGGUGAACUGCAUUCAGACUGACAAUGUCGAGCUGAAGAAGCUGGUUUAUCUCUAUGUCAUGAACUAUGCGAAGGCUCAGCCGGAGCUUGCCAUUUUGGCCAUCAACACCUUCCGCAAGGAUGCGAAGGAUGCGAAUCCCCUGAUUAGAUCACUGGCAGUUCGGACCAUGGGCUGCAUUCGACUUGAUCAGGUGACCGAGUACCUCUUAGAGCCCUUGAGGCGGUGUUGCCAGGAUCACGACCCCUACGUCCGGAAGACCUCGGCGAUCUGCAUCCCGAAGGUCUACGACAUCAACCCGGAGCUGGUAGAGGAUCAGGGCUUCGUGGAGAUCCUCAAGGAUCUGCUUGGGGACGGGAAUCCCAUGGUGGUCGCCAAUGCGGUGGCGGGCCUGGCAGAGAUCUCCCAGACCUGCGGUAGGGACCUCUUGGACUUGGACAAGGGCAACAUCCCCAAACUCUUGGCCGCUCUGAACGAGUGCAAUGAGUGGGGCCAGGUGUUUAUCCUGGACGCCCUCGCAACCUACGAUCCCUCUGGGCCCAGCGACGCGGAGUCCAUCUCGGAGCGAGUCACCGCCAGGUUGUCCCAUGCCAAUCCUGCAGUGGUGCUGACUGCCAUCAAGGUGAUCCUCCGUUGCAUGGAGCACACCGAGAAUCCCGAGGUGCUGCGGAUGCUCGCGAAGAAGCUGAACCCCCCGCUGGUGACCCUGCUAUCCAGCGAGCCGGAGGUGCAGUAUGUCGCACUGCGGAACAUCAGGCUCAUAGUUCAGAAGCGUCCCGGCAUCCUCGCCUCGGACGUCAAGAUGUUCUUCUGCAAGUACAACGACCCGAUCUACGUCAAGCUUGAGAAGGUCGACAUCAUGUGCAUGCUGGUGUCUGACAAGAACUUUGACCAGGUCCUCCUGGAACUGAAAGAGUACGCUUCUGGCGUCGAUGUGGAGUUCGUGCGAAAAUCCGUGCGUUCCAUCGGGCGAGUGGCAGUGAAGCUGGAGCGAGCCUGCGAGCGGGCCAUGAACGUGCUCCUGGAGCUGAUUGAAACCAAGGUGAAUUACGUCGUGCAGGAGUCCUGCGUGGUGGUGAAGGACAUCUUCCGCAAGUAUCCCUCUCGCUACGAGCAGGUGCUCUCGGCCUUGUGCGAGUCUAUGGAGGUGCUGGAUGAGCCUGAGGCGAAGGCCUCCAUGAUCUGGAUCCUUGGGGAGUACGCGGGCAGGAUCGACAACUCCGACGAGCUGUUGGAGUCCUUCCUCGACUCCUUCCACGAUGAGCCGCUGAUGGUGCAGAUGCAGCUUCUGACGGCCAUCGUAAAGCUUUUCUUGCAGAAGCCGUCCAGCACGCAGGACAUGGUUUCCAAAGUGCUUCAGUGCGCCACGGAGGAGUCAACCAAUCAUGAUCUGCGAGACAGAGGGUACAUCUACUGGCGGCUCUUGGCUACGAACCCGGAGGCUACAAAGCGGGUGGUGCUGGGCGACAAGCCUUCCCUCCGCGACGACUCGCAGUCCGUGGACAAGAACCUGCUCGAGAAGCUUUCCAGCGAGCUGUCGCUGAUGAGCAGCGUGUACCAUAAAUACGCCGAGGAGUUUGUGACAAGGCUUGCAGUGACUCCCAGCGGGGCAGAUGAGAAGGCUCAGGACGACGACCUGGACGAAGAGGACCGGCAAGCGAGCCGGCGCGAGGUCCAGGAGGAGCUGGAAAGAGGUCCUGACGCUGGCAGGAAUGGCAGUGGAGGGCUGGACCUCCUGGAUCUCGGAAUGGGCGACGACAGCCCACCCCGCACAUCGGGCGCGGCACCUGCAGUGCAGAAGGUGGCAGUGCUGCCGCCAACGCAAGCAGGACAGCACGGCAACACGGGCUUUGCCGUUUCCGCAGCCUUUGUGAGACAGAGGGGCUCCCCGACGCUGAUGAUGACCUUCAGCAACUCGAGCUCCGGGCCUCUCGGCGGCUUUGCCAUUCAGGUGAACAAGAACCCUUUCGGGUUUGCACCAACUCAGCAGAUAGCCUGCCCGGAGAUCAUGUCGGGAUCCUCCGCAGAGGUUGCCGUGGUGAUGACGCCGGGGCAGCUGAUGAGCAACACUCCACCAACCAAUCCACUCCUCCUCCAGGUCGCAAUCAAAACCUCACUUGACAUCUUCUACUUCCACGUGCAGUUCGACUUGUCGGCAGUCUUGGUGGAGAGCGGCGCCCUUACCCGGGACGACUUCACACCAAUUUGGCAGCGGGUGGGCGAGGCCGGUCAGAAGGUCGCCAUGAUUAGCAUGGCAAGACCCAUGGAUGCGGAGGCAGUGAAGGCGCAGCUUGCCGCGGAUAAUGUCCACUACGUGGCGCAGCGGCAGGUGGACGACGGGUCGGUGCUUCUGUACACGUCAUCGCAGACGCCCAACAAUUGUACUGUCCUCUCAGAGGUUGCUGUCAGUCCCGGCAGCAGCAGUCUGAAAGUGUCCAUCCGUACCGAGACCCAGGUGCUGAUGCCUCUUUAUGAGGCGAUGCUCAGCAGAAGAUUUGGCUAGCCUUGCAGGGCGGACCGAACGGGGUCCUCGCUUAAUGGACGCCAGCCAGCGGAAAACA
This is a messenger RNA of Effrenium voratum, 2820 nucleotides long. NCBI's taxonomy places the organism in Eukaryota, Dinophyceae, Suessiales, Symbiodiniaceae. The record is from the annotation of a GenBank genome assembly.